Molecule: messenger RNA, 2121 nt
Organism: Impatiens glandulifera
Lineage: Eukaryota; Viridiplantae; Streptophyta; Magnoliopsida; Ericales; Balsaminaceae
Product: alpha-1,6-mannosyl-glycoprotein 2-beta-N-acetylglucosaminyltransferase
Exons: 1
Coding region: 558-1862 (434 amino acids)
Biological process (GO): protein N-linked glycosylation; oligosaccharide biosynthetic process
Cellular component (GO): Golgi membrane; Golgi stack
Molecular function (GO): alpha-1,6-mannosylglycoprotein 2-beta-N-acetylglucosaminyltransferase activity
Source: RefSeq, a predicted model, not a curated record
CUUCCCCUUCGAACUCUUCUUCCAUUGAAGUUACCGACCCUAGGUGAUGGCUACUAAGAAGAAGUUUCCCAGAUUAUAAGUCAAGUUCCCAUCAUCCAUUGGUGACUGUAAUGAGAGAGAAAAAGAAGAUCUUGACGACUACGGCAGCAGCAGCUUCAGUCUAGUCGCUUAAAAAAUCAACCUUGACGAUUACCCAUCUGAGGAUCUUGAUCGAAUUUCACAUCCCAGUUUGAUUUCUCUCGCUUUGAAGAUCGGGCAGCAUCCGAUCUUCAACUUUGUUCGUAUUGGAUAUUUGGCAGAAACCCUAGUAGUGAUUCCUGGUCUUUUGCCUAGAUGGGUGUUGUUUACCACUUUUUAUGCUAGAACAAAAAUCAGCUCAAUCGCAGUUCACGAGAAUUCGGAUGCUUCAAGAUCACACUACAGAAUCUGAGGUUCUUCUUGCUCAACUGAAUUCAUCUUCUUUUUUUGUUGACUUUUGACUGAUAAAACUGUAUGUACGAAGAUAAGAUAGUAAUUACUUUGAUGAUGCUCUUUUAAAUCGCUGCUGAUUCAAUUCCAUGGCUAUAAGCAAAAAACCCCGAAUCAAAGAGGAGGCUUCUUGUCUCCGUUGUCUCCCUCUGGUGUUCUUCACCUUGCUUAUUGUUGUUCUUCUCAUUUUCCUCCUUCAGACUAGUUCAGUUUCUCAUGUAGCGAUUCGCCACUUAAACCAAAUUGAGGAUGUUUUUGAAUUUCCUGAAAACUGCUCUCAAUUUGGAAAGAACCCCAAUCUUCCAACUCAGAAUGAACUGUCCAUUUUCUUGGAGAAACAAAAUCAAUUGCCUCCAAGAAACAUGGAUCUUUAUCCAAAUCUAGCAAAGAAUCACAUCACAAUUGUUCUGUACGUCCACAACCGCCCCCAAUACCUCGGGGUUGUGAUCGAGAGCCUUUCUCGAGUCAUCGGUAUUAGCGAAACACUACUCAUAGUUAGUCACGAUGGAUAUUUCAAAGAGAUGAACAAGAUUGUGAACGCAAUACGAUUUUGUCAAGUAAAGCAGAUAUUUGCACCUUACUCUCCCCAUCUAUUUAACAAUACAUUUCCCAGCACUUCAAGAAAAGACUGCAAGGACAAAGAAGAUUCCCUUAAAAACCACUGCAGAGGAAAUCCAGAUCAAUAUGGAAACCAUAGAUCCCCAAACAUAGUUUCGUUAAAGCAUCAUUGGUGGUGGAUGAUGAACACUGUUUGGGACGGUUUGCAGGAGACACGUCAGCAUUCUGGCGAUAUCCUUUUCAUAGAGGAAGACCAUUAUAUAUUCCCCAAUGCUUACAGAAACAUUCAAAAGCUAACGGAAUUGAAGCCGAAGAAAUGUCCAAACUGCUAUGCUGCAAAUCUGGCUCCUUCAGAUGUGAAGUCCAGGGGAGAAGACAGGGAGUCUUUGAUUGCUGAGAGAAUGGGGAACGUUGGGUAUGCUUUUAACAGGACGGUUUGGAGGAAGAUUCAUAAGAAGGCAAAGGAAUUCUGUUUCUUCGAUGAUUAUAACUGGGAUAUAACUAUGUGGGUGACUGUUUAUCCUUCGUUUGGUGGCCCGGUUUACAGUAUAAGAGGUCCUAGAACUAGUGCGGUUCAUUUUGGUAAGUGCGGUUUACAUCAGGGGCAGGGAGAGAAGACUUCUUGUAUUGAUAAUGGUAUGGUUAAAAUGGAAGUGGAAGAGAAGGAUAAGAUUGGGAAUAUAAAAUCUGGAUGGGGGGUGCAAGUUCUUACCGAUCAAAAUGGAUACAAAGGUGGUUUUAGAGGUUGGGGCGGAUGGGGAGAUAACAGAGACCAUCAAAUGUGUAUGGAUUUCGCCGAUAUGUAUCAUCAUCAAUAUCAUCGUGAAUCGCAAUAAUAGGUUUUUCUGUGGAUAUUGCUUGAUGACCUUUACCGCUGGUUAGUUUCUAUUUUUUGGAUAUGGCUUUAGUCAUUAUACUUUUGUAACACGUCUAAGAUUUUCUUUAUCAUUAUCCAAUAUGGCCUAUGUAUUUGGAAUAUUGAAGUUUCAAAUGUGUUAAAUGGUUUUGGAAUAUUGCUGCCUCUAAUGUGUUAAAUUAGUUUGGAAACUUGUACAAGAUUUUGGAGAAACAUUGUUGAAUGGCUGGCUGAUGUUU